Messenger RNA from Vollenhovia emeryi, 4520 nucleotides. RefSeq names its product zinc finger Ran-binding domain-containing protein 2. The transcript has 8 exons. Gene Ontology annotation, biological process: RNA processing. Bases 2848 to 3552 code for a protein of 234 amino acids. The record is from RefSeq and is a predicted model, not a curated record. NCBI's taxonomy places the organism in Eukaryota, Metazoa, Arthropoda, Insecta, Hymenoptera, Formicidae. Gene Ontology annotation, molecular function: RNA binding; lipopolysaccharide binding.
GCAAUUCUUCCAGGAAACGCCGGGCCGCUUCGUACGAGGAUAGAACCUGCAUAGGAGAGAGGCAAAAAAAGAUACAAGUUCCGUUAUGGCACGUUCCUUGUGGGUUAUUAAAUUUGGUCGUUUUAACAAGAGAGAAAGCUAGCAGGAUAUCGUAGUUUUGUUCUUGAAAAAAUCCCUUAGGAACGUGGAAAUUGCCUCAGAAAGGCCUCUUGGUAAAUAAAUCGUUAAUUACGAGGUACCUGCCACGAGAAAUAUCUGUGGAACGGUAAUAAUAUCACGGUGGCGAGAUCGUGAGGCAAGGAGUUAGCGUUGUUCUAACGAGCUGAAGAUCCAAAUUUAAAUUCGAUCAGAGAUCGUUGAUUUUUAUUCGAUCGCCACCUCUCGGGGGACAAUGGUAAACCACCGAGAGAUGCUACGAGCAUCUUUUUUUCUAUGAGCGAGUCGCUUGGAAUAUGUUAAUUGUAGGUCCCAUAUAUUUGAUGAGCGUACAGAUACAUGCAGAGGAGUUACGUGUCUAACAAGCUACUAAUGGGAAGAAGAAUGAUAUAUUGUGCUCCAAGUCAAUUGAAAGAUUGUAACGUUGGGAGCAUAACGUCUCAUCAUUUAUUCAAAGGGACGUCUUUCAAAAGAUCGGGUAGAACAUGUUGCAGGAACUGGAGAAUGGCCGCGUCGUUCCAGUUUCCGGAGCGAGUGCCAAUACCAAUUGGAAGAAGAAGAAAGAACUGGAGAUAAAUGCGAGCAUUCAAAUGAGGUAGCAGCGAGCACAAUCAAAUUAUCUUCGGCAGUGCCAGCCCAAAUAUUGACUGCAAGCUGGUGUUGUCUCUUCUAACGAGCGGCAGCAGGAGGAUUUUUGUCGGCCCGGACGUGGCUGUUGCAUUGAGGAAAUCAUUCCGAGUGAAACGUGACUUUAUAACCCACUCCAAGCUCAUCGGUCCAAUUUUGAGACAUCCUGUAUACAAUGGAAUAUGUAAUUAUAUUUAUUAUACAAGUAUAAUAGAGGUAAAAUGGAAUAUGCAAUACAUGCUGUAAGAUAUGUCAUUUUUUAACAUUAGAAUAUAGAGAAUUGUAAAUCCGUUAAAAAUAUUUUCACGCACGGACGUGCAUACAGUAUUAUAUAAAAUUACACGUCAAAUAUGUCCAGGCAUAUUUUUACACUGCAUACUUCUAUACAAUUCUACACAGUUCUAUACAACUUUUAAGAGGAAAACAAUCGCUCAUUUAUAAGUACAAUACAAGUUUGUACAAUUGUACACAAUUAUAUAUAAUUAUAAAUAGGCAACGUUUUACAUUUAAAAAAACUGUUCAUAUAAAAGCACAGAUAGAUCUAUAAAAUUACACAGAACCGUGCAGAAUUGUAGAAAGUUAUCUAGAAAUAUACAACGUAAAAAUGUGUAUGGACAUAUUUCAUGUAUAUGUUUGUAUUUAUUCAAAGACAAAUUUUUUACCAGGAAGAACAUAUUCCAUUGUACCAAUUUUUCAUUCGUGCGCUUUAAAACUGGUUGUGCUUAAAAAAUCGAAAGGCGACGCAAUCGUGGCCGGUACUGUAUACAUUAUAUUAUAUAUAGCUGUACAAAUAUUGAUAGAGGGAAAGUCCUCUGUCAUGAGAUUGGUUUCCAAUAUGAGAUAGCAGGUUUUCAGCAUCCAAACUAGUUACGCUUAAAAACUCGAAAGGUGAGGUAAUCACGGCUGGUACUGUGUACAUUGUAUUAUAUAUAAAUAUACAAAUAUCGAUAGAUCGAUAGACGAAAGUCCUAUUAUGAGACAGCGGGUUUUCAGCACCCACCCAGAAAACAUUUUGCGCGCAAACAUCUGGACAUUGUGACGACGCACUUGGAUAGAGUUUUGCCUGCGUUGCUGAGCCAGUUUUGCACGCGAGUCGAUGGAUAUUUGCGCGCAAAAAUAAAAACGCUAACACAUGAGAGCCAGCCACUUGCGUGCAAAAGCACAGACUAGACAUGUUCGGGCAAAUCUCAUACAAAUCUGCAAGAAUUCCCAGCACCAAAGCUUUCAGAAACAUUGCACCGUUGCAACGUUUUCUGAAGUGUUUCUGAAAGCUUUGGUGCUGUAUGGAUUGUUAUCUAGGCAGAUUCAAUCGUAAAUCUUGUUUUCGCAACGGGUUGUACGAUCCAACGGUGAAUCCUCCACUAAACGGAAUUCGCUUCAAAGGCAAUGAAUUCACGGUGGGACCAACUGAUGCCUGUUAAUCUAACGGAGACCCCGCUAUCUCGUAUUAGGCUCCUGCCUCAUAAUAGGAGACUCCUCUGUAGUCUCUCCGUGUGCUGCUAUCCUGGACCGCGUUCAGAAACACCACCCCGAGUGCUCCAGCGUAUCUUUCUAUCCUUGUUCAACACACGGUGAGAAACUAGGAUAGAGAAUGAUACUCUGGGAUACUCGGGUGGUGUUUCUGAACGUAGCCCUGAGGGGGGCGAGAGGCGUAGGGAAUUCGUGCGUCCGUGGAGUACGUGGGGAAUUCCGUGGGUCCCGACGAUAAGGAUGCCGGGCCCGUGCGCGGCCGCGACACAUACCGUUUCGAUACCGCGUCAGACAUCACGGCGCGCUCGUCCGAUUUGCAUGCGCAUCUGUCUAGCGACGGUCUCGGCAAUUGAUACCAGUUAACACCACUUGUAAGCAAGGUACCGCUGCACCGCGGCUCCGUUUCUACGCGGGAUGCCAGCAGUCGUUGCGGUAAACUGGUUGUUCGUCGAUUAGCGGCUGCCGCGACAAGACGGUGCGACGGGACAGCGGAACACGUCGCUCGCCACCGCGGACGGCGAUCGCCGCGAGGUUAGGCACAGGGGGCUCGCGUAACGGAGUGCACGGCGCGGGCCCGAGGCACGCGGCGCCGAGAUGGACAGCAAAGUGGACGACGAGAGCCAGCGCGGCGUCAACGACGGCGACUGGGUCUGCCCUGACUCGCAAUGUGCCAAUAUAAACUUCGCCAGGCGCAACUCCUGCAACCGCUGUGGUAAAGAUAGAGGCGAAUGCCCGAAAAAGAAAAAAUUGGGUCAGGAAAUCGGAAAAGCGGCCGCGGAAAAAAGUAGAGGUCUCUUUAGCGCGGACGACUGGCAGUGUAGCAAGUGUGGUAACGUAAACUGGGCACGCCGGCAACAGUGUAAUAUGUGCAACGCGCCCAAGUUCGGCGAGAUUGAGGAGCGCACGGGAUACGGGGGCGGGUACAACGAUCGAGGUGUCGUCGAGUACAAGGAGAGGCGAGACGAUGACGACGAGUACGACGAGUUUGGGCGGCGUAAAAAAAAGCGGAAACUGGAGAAAAACUCUGACGACGACUCGAAAGACUCCAAGUACAGCAGCCCGUCGCGUAGUAAAUCCAGAGACAAGGAGGAAAGGGGCAACGUGGGCGAGGAGCAGGAGGAAAACGAGGAAGAGGAAGAGGACGAGGAGGAAGAUGGUGAUUUAUCUAAAUACGACCUUAGCGAAUGGGAUGACUUUGCGCCGGCGAAAAAAAGUACAAACGGAAGUACUGCAUCUUCGGAAGCGCAACGGUCAAGAAACGGAGAUGAUCGGCGCGAUUCAGGCACAUCCAACCAAUGAAAGGCUGUACAAAAGGACAGGUGAACCAGGAGACGAAGGAACGCAACCAGUGCUCGGCAACUAAGAAGUAUUCACAACGCAACAAGUUUUAGUAAUUUAGUAUGCACCUUUGGAUAUAAAGUGGCCGAUAACGUGUGACUUAUUACAAAGGGAAGUCGUCUAACGAUAAGCUUUACAUUUAUAAUUGAGCUCAUAACUUCGUUGAUCCUAAGAAAGCGAAAUGUAGGUCUUCUAUUUGCGCGGGUAUAUCGUUGUUCUAACGAUUGCAGAGUUUAUGAAAAACUACUUCGGCGCAAGUAGUGUGUUUCGCCAGCGAGAUUUUGGAAUCGACAAUUCCAACGUGAAUCUAUAGAAGAAAUUAUACACAGCUCGUUUUACAAGCUAAAUAUGACGUUGUAGAAAAAGAUCUUACUCCUAAUGUAAUAGAUGGUGUCAACGCUCUGCGCAAGCCCCGUCGUCGCAGUGUUCUAAGAUUCCUAUUACUUUAUCACAAACGUAACGUAUGUCGAUGUAGCCGUGUCACUGCUUCGCAUUGCUCAAGUUGCCUGAAGGAACCUAACUUCUCUUCUUUUCUCCCCUCGUCUAUCUUUUUACAUCAUUCGUCUAUGCAUAAUACUCGGAUUAAGACGGACAAUCGUCAAGUGUAGUAAUUGAAGAAUCAUUCCCCGAACAGAGCAGAUAUGUAUUUUGCAUCUUUUGGAAGAGACCAAAAGGAAAGGAUACGUUCUCUUGCUUUGACUAUCACAGAUUUGAGUAAGUUGAGAAACAGCCUGCUCACUCCGAAAACGUAGCGCUUUUUUUUCUUUUAAAUUAGUCACGUUCCAUGUCUCGACAGAUACGGAACCCUUAUCGUGAACUCCGACGGCCGUUCUUGAAUCGCAAAACGAUUAUCGAUCAAAUAUCUUACUGACUUCUUGUAAAUAUCUUUAUUUUUCAUUUAUAAUAAAAAUCAUUCAUCAACAACAUAA